GUGUGUUGAUAAACAAACCGAACCGGUGAUUACCAGCCUGUGAUUACCGAUCAUGCCGAGGAUUUGAAAAUCUAUUUUUUAAAUCAUUAUUUAAAUUAAUUAACCAAAUCAAGGUGGGUAGAAAUCAUGGUGCUGAUACAAAAUACUCUUCUCGGUUCUGCUCGCAAGAAAAUCCGCACCUACCUCAAGGGAAAAUUCCUGGACACACUACGCCUGUCGCUGCGCGGCGGCCACGGUGGCAAUGGACUGCCCAAGUACGGCGGAGUUGGUGGCCAGGGUGGGGCCGUUUACUUUCAGGCCAAGGAGGGUACGACGUUGAAGGACGUCCUGCACAAAUAUCCCGGCAAACGGGUGCUGGCCGGGAACGGCGAGGAAAGCAGCAAGGUUCGCAUUCUGGGCCGCCGAGGGGGGGAUCGGGCCGUUGAGGUUCCGGUGGGGAUUCGGGUGCUUGAGGAGGGUGGGGAGCUGGUGGCGGAACUGGACGAGGAUGGGAAGACUUGUUUGGCUGCUGGGGGUGGAAGCGGUGGAUGUUCGGGGAAUUCCUUCCUUGGCAAGCCGGGCCAGACGCGGAUGGUGACGUUGGAUUUGAAGUUGAUCGCGGAUGUUGGACUGGUCGGGUUCCCGAAUGCGGGGAAGAGCACCCUGGUGAAGGCACUGUCCAAUGCGACGCCCAAAAUAGCUUCUUAUCCUUUCACCACAAUUCGACCUCAAAUUGGAACGAUAGAGUACGACGACUACCGGCAGGUCACGAUCGCCGAUUUGCCCGGGUUGAUUGAGGGGGCGCACGCCAAUUUCGGAAUGGGUCACAAAUUUCUGAAGCACGUGGAGCGAACACGACUGUUGCUUAUCAUCGUGGACAUUUUUGGUUUCCAACUGAGCCAAAGCCACCGCAAGCGAAACUGUUUGGAGAAUAUCUACGCGCUGAACCGAGAGCUGGAGUUGUACGACAAAACGCUGCUGGAAAAGCCGUGCGUUCUGUUGGUGAACAAAAUGGACAAGGAGGGAGCGAUUGACGAGAUCUGUAAAUACGACAAAUACUUUGGAGAUCUUCAAGACGGCCUCAAACACUGUCCGGAGGAGCUGGUCCCGAGGCAGCUGAUCAACCUGGAGCGUGUCAUUCCGAUAUCGGCCAAAAGUGUCACCGAGAUCGAUAAGGUUAAGCGUGCGAUUCGCGAAGUGCUGGACGAGAAGGCCGAGGAGAAGCUGCGCGAGCAGAAUGCAGCGGAAAGUGUUGACGACAAUUCCGAAAUCAGACGGGACCAGCAGCUGCGGGGGAAACUGCGCGAGCAAGGUCCGAGGAUAGGAUGAUGUGUUGGAUAGUUUGGAGUUAGGUAGGUACCUUAGUAAAUAUGAAUAUUAUUCAAAA
Culex quinquefasciatus (southern house mosquito) is the source of this 1366-nucleotide messenger RNA. Its product is annotated as GTP-binding protein 10 homolog. The transcript is spliced from 4 exons. The record is from RefSeq and is a predicted model, not a curated record. Gene Ontology annotation, molecular function: GTP binding; GTPase activity; magnesium ion binding. Bases 127 to 1308 code for a protein of 393 amino acids. Lineage: Eukaryota; Metazoa; Arthropoda; Insecta; Diptera; Culicidae. Gene Ontology annotation, cellular component: mitochondrion.